Molecule: messenger RNA, 1143 nt
Organism: Fusarium poae
Lineage: Eukaryota; Fungi; Ascomycota; Sordariomycetes; Hypocreales; Nectriaceae
Exons: 2
Coding region: 1-1143 (380 amino acids)
Cellular component (GO): membrane
Molecular function (GO): glycosyltransferase activity
Source: RefSeq, a predicted model, not a curated record
AUGUCUCGGUCGAGUAGCGAAUAUGGCUCCAGUUUCAGGUCUCGCUCAAAUAGAGAAGACGAGUUAAAGCAAAUGACCAUGGAGACCUGUCACAACGCCGCACCCUAUUGUGGUUACACACCUCUCAACCCCAGAAAGAAGUGGAUGGUCCUCAUAAUGUCUAUCGUGGGUUUCAUCGUCUGCAUGACCUUUGCAUCUAUAUAUGGGCUCGACUACGAAGGACUGAGGGAAGAAGAGGAAAUGAAAGAGCCCAUGUUCGCCGAUGUUCGCAAUCUUUCCACAUACACAGAGGAAAAGAGCUGUGGAAGGCGCGAUGAGGUUGCCAACGUGACUAUCUGGAACGAUGUCGUCAAUAAGACCAGCAGUCUAGUUGAGGACAUGUUUACAAUUGCUAUCCAGACCUACCAGAGACCUGUCCAGUUGAACAAGACCAUCGAGCAUCUUACCGAGCGCAAAGUACCCUCACUCUAUGAAAUCGUCAUUGUCUGGAACGAAGUGGACGUCGAUCCUCCAGCUGACUACAUGAGCAAACACGGCGUCCUCGUCCGCUACCGCAAAUCCGAAAAGAAUAGCCUGAACCAGAAGUUUCUCCCCGACCCUCUGUACAGGACGCAGGGAAUCUUGCUCUCAGACGACGACUGGAACUACAACGCAACGGGGGAUCUGGAGUACGUCUUUCAGCAAUGGCGACGUGCGGGCAUGCAUCGCCUCACAGGAGCCUUUGGGCGCUGCUGGGGCAACAACGAGGUGACCGACACUCCGAUAUACGACUAUAAAUGCGCGGGCCGGGACAGCUACAGCAUGGUCUUGACAGGUCUGGCUUUUACACAUGUUUCCUACCUGGAAUACUACCACUCGGAAGAUGAGGUUAUGACCAGCGUUCGGAACUUGGUAGACCAGACGUUUAACUGCGAAGACAUUGCGCUUAAUUUCGUCGCUAGUAUGUUGACGUGUGAAGGACCGCUUCUGGUCCUUGGGAAAAACAAGCUAGACCAUCAAGCUGCUCGAGUUGGUAUCAGCUCUAAGCCUGGACAUCUGAAAAAACGAAGUCGAUGCUUGCGCAAGUUUGUAAAAAUGUUUGGAUACAUUCCAUUGCAUGAUGUUAAAGGCUAUCUAAAAGGGGGCGUAUACGCUCAAGGAUGA